This is a messenger RNA of Populus trichocarpa (black cottonwood), 1634 nucleotides long. RefSeq names its product protein disulfide isomerase-like 1-3. NCBI's taxonomy places the organism in Eukaryota, Viridiplantae, Streptophyta, Magnoliopsida, Malpighiales, Salicaceae. Gene Ontology annotation, cellular component: endoplasmic reticulum. The record is from RefSeq and is a predicted model, not a curated record. Gene Ontology annotation, biological process: response to endoplasmic reticulum stress; protein folding. Bases 63 to 1421 code for a protein of 452 amino acids. The transcript is spliced from 8 exons. Gene Ontology annotation, molecular function: protein disulfide isomerase activity.
UCCCGUCAAUAUAAGACAACUCUCCCCUUAUCAUUUCCUUCUGUGUGUAUUUCUCAUCAGCAAUGUCAAGAGCUGCAAGAAUCUCUCUCUUUCUCUUCACUUCAAUCCUUCUUCUCUUCACCAUCUUAUGGUUUUCGCCUGUCUCCCAUCUUCCAUCAUCACUUCCACUAGUUCUUUCAUUCUUUAAACACCAGGAAGACACCUUCAUCUUUGAAAGCAACACCCACAAGGAUAUCUAUUAUGAUGAGGGUCUUGAGAAUCAAGGGACUAACUCUUGGCCAGAGAAUCCAGUGUUUGAUGAGAAGGAUGUGGUGGUGCUCACAGAGAAGAACUUCGGUGAUUUCAUUGCUACAAAUCCGUAUGUGAUGGUGGAGUUCUAUGCACCAUGGUGCUAUUGGAGUCGUAAGUUGGCACCAGAAUACUCUGCUGCUGCUACCCUACUGAAAGGUGAGGCCGUGCUUGCAAAAGUUGAUGCUACAGUAGAAAUGGGGCUGGGAAGGAAGUAUAAAAUUCAGGGGUAUCCUUCUCUGCUUUUAUUUGCUGGUGGAAUUCAAAAGUCUAGCUAUUAUGGUGAAAGGACCAGAGAUGCUAUUGCAACUUGGAUGAGGCAGAAAAAUGGCCUGGUUGUUCAAACUGUAUCAACAACAGAGGAGGCUAAUAGGAUAUUGAGGACUAAUUCUGUGAUCGUAAUGGGAUUCCUUGACACUUUAGAGGGUUCAGAUACCAAGGAGCUUACUGCUGCUUCCAGACUGCAUGCUGAUAUCAAUUUCUAUCAAACUGAUAAUGUUGAUGUUGCAAGGCUGUUUCGCAUUGACCCGCAAGUCAAACCUCCUGCUUUAGUCAUGCUGAAAUGGGAGGCUGCAAAUCGUAGCCAUGUUGGUUUUGACGGUCAAUUCACCGAAUCAGAAAUAUCUGACUUUGUAUCCACUAACAACUUUCAAUUCACCAAAUCAGAGACAUCUGACUCUGUAUCCACAAACAACGCUCCUUCGGUGAUCACUUUUACGGUAGACGAUGCUUCACGUAUUUUAGGCAAUCCUAUGAAACAGCUGUGGCUAUUUUCAACAAAAUAUUCGUUGGAGCUGAUAUCCACAUUUGAAGAGGCAGCAAAAGCUUUCAGAAACAAGCUUGUAUUUGUCUAUGUGGAGACUGAUGGUACAAAUUUGGGACUUGGAGCAAACCUUGCUUUUCAAUUUGGAGUGCCUGAAGGUUCACCAAGAGUUGUAGCUUGCAUGGCUAAUGGUGACAAGUAUCUAUAUCAUGGUGAAAUGACCUUUGAUGGUAUUAAGUCAUUUGCUGAAGAGUUUCUGGAAGAUAAUCUUUCAAUCCAUUCAGUUCCAAUUUCAAAGUCAGCUCUUCGACUUCCGUCAGAUUCUCAUCAAUCCAGUCCGUCUUUGUCUUCACGUGUAAACUAUAUAUAGCUAAGACUGAAUUGCAAGCAAUAACUUGUAUGGGAUUGCCUUCAAGUAGAAUGAUGCUCCUCUCGUGAGAAUAAUCUUGCGGUGAUACUAAAGGUAUAAUUGAAUGUAAUCAGUAAAAGCUGCAAUUUCAGGGCACUAUAUGCCCUCUUGUAUCGCGUUAUUAUUCAUUUUGGAGACAAGUAAACCAGAAAUGAAAUUUAUAUAUUGUGAACA